AUCACCGUUGCAACGCCCCUGAAUCCAACGCAAAAACAUUUCUAUUGCUUUUUUGUCAUAAUCUAAUUGAUAAGAUACGGGUAACGCAUAAUACUGUCAGAUAAAAGACAGUACAUUUCUGUAAUCGUUGCAAUCACACGUACCCAUUAUAAGUGCUAUAUUUGACAAUGAAAAAAAUUCCGAGAAUAAAGUAUAAUUAUAACAAAACAAAUGAAACUUUAUGUGUAUCUCGUGAAGAUAUAGAGUUGGAUGACAGAGGAACAACAUCUUACGAGGCUGCCGUUUACAAUUAUCCGGAAGAGACAGAAUUAUUAAGAGGCGAAGAUGAAUUAUUUAGUAAUGGAGAAAAUGAAGGGAUAAAAAUAAAAAGUGAUGGAAGCAAUAAGAUUACCAAUAUGGGUGGAUUAAAAAUUGCCACAACUUACCAAUUGGAGAAUUAUAAAAAAAAAGACCUUCUUAUUUUCAAUCAUAUAGAGUGUGUUAAUCAUAAACCAAGAAAAGGGACAGAAAAAGACGUUGAAGCUUUGACGAAUACAUUUAAAAAAUUAGGAUUCGACGUGUUACUUUAUGAAGAAAAAACAGAGAGAGAAAUUUGCAAAAUAUUGCAAGAUUAUACGGAUCCACGAAAAAAAAACUUCACCAAUCACGGUUGUAUUAUGGUGGCGGUGCUUACGCAUGGGGAAUACGAUGGAAGACUGAUGGCGAAAGACGACAGUUACCAUGAACAGCUAAUUAUUAAUUAUCUAAAUGCUUGCAGAGGUAAAGAUGAUAUUAGAGGUGUCGGGGUACAUCAGCCGGAUGUUCACAAUAUUGGCAGAGAUGUUACCAAAUUCAAUCGUUACUAUACUCUGCAAUUGGAACCAGAUAUGUUGAUAUUACAUAGUUCUUAUAUUGGAAGUCCAGCUUACAGGGAUAAUAAGAAUGGUUCUUGGUUUAUACAAACUCUAUGCAAGGAAAUAGAUGAUCGCGCGUCCACUGAAGAUUUGAGGUCAAUUAUAACGAUUGUGAAGAGAAAAAUUGCCAUAGACAGAACACAUGAGGUAUACGAUUCGAAAGAAGAGCAAACUUUGUACAAUAAACAGAUGCCCGUGUCGACAUCCACGUUGACGAAGAAACUGUAUCUAAGAGAAUAUCGUUAUAAACCAAUUGUGUAUACUGACAACGAUCUCUCAUCGCGUGAUGACGGCAACUGUAUUGACGUGAUUUGGAACUGUAUAGUGAAUUAUUUUUACUCUGCGAUGGAAUGUUUCAGGUAUGCUGCUGGCCUUUUAAAAAGGAAUAUGCUCUUUUCUUGAAGGUUAUGAUGUCGUAUCGGUUCGGAAAUACUGCUGCUGGAAGUUGAAUCCAAAGAGUGGUUGUGCGUGGAAGAAAGUGCCUUGAAAAACGCACGGUGGAAGACCGCCACUCGUCAAGAUAGUUGGGAUACAACUUUAGUUCUAACAUAUAUUGCCAACAGCAUGCCAAAAGAUAUCAAGGAAAAAACCAUGUAGAUAAUCUAAAUAGAAAACUUUGUAGUCUAGCAUACGCUACUUACGUCUAGUUAAAUCACUAGUAACAUACGGCAUUACUUAUGUUCACCAGCGGACAGUUAAAGGCUGGUAUGAUGACGAUGAUGUCACUUUAUGUCCGGAAAAUACUGAGAUCUUUGAUUGAAAUGUUAUCCAUUUCAUUGGUCUUCUUUAAGUUAAUUAAACAAGUAUUAUUGUUAAGCCAUUCAGUUACUAAUAUCAAUGAUUUAUUAAUGUCAGCUUCAUAAAGGUUAAUAUCAAUACAAUUGUGAUAGUGUUAUCAUCAGUAAAUAAUGUCACAGGUCACAAAAUUUGGCAAGUUAUUAAUAUCACUUGCAUAUACAUGGUAAGAGCGACUAAUUAUCGUGGAAAGAAGAUUAAUAAAUAUAGAAAACAUUAAAGGGUAAAAGAUGUCACCUUGCGGAACACCUGAUGGGAGAUCUUUUCAAUCAGACAGCUCGCAGACUAUACGGACAACUUGUCGUUGUUUACGAAGGUAAGACGUGAACCAGUCCAAGGCAGAAGGCGAGAAAUUGUGAUGAUUAAGGAUCGCAAGUAAGAUAUCGUGAACUAUGUUGAAAGCAUUGAAAAAGUCAAUUAAAAUAAGAAUGGUGACCAAUCUAUCUUUUAUGCCCGAACGGAUAUCUUCAGUUACUUUGAGUAGUACUAUACCCAAGUCGAAAACUGGAUUGAAAGGGAGUAAGGAUAUUAUUUGCAAAGAUAAAGGAGGACACUUGCUUAUGUGCUGCAGUUUCAAAGACUUUAGAAAUAAAAAGUAAAUUUUUAAAUCGGUCUAAAUUGACUUAAUUGUGUGGAGACUUUAAGAAGAGAUAUGAUAAAAAAAAAUUGUCAAAAACGAGGGAAACUCCGAGAAGAAACAGAUAUAUAUAUAUAUAUAUAUAUAUAUAUAUAUAUAUAUAUAUAUAUAUAUAUAUAUAUAUAUAUAAAUUAAUACAUACAUAAACAUACCAUUGCUUAAUAGCACACACAUAACAAGAGAAGCUGAAAGAGGAAGAUGAAAAGAGAACACAGGAAGACAGUAGUUAAAGGAAGAAAUAGUAGGAAUUAACAGAGGUUUUGGAGUUAGCUAAUUUAUAUUGUUUAAUUAGUGCAAUAAUGUUUAUUUGUAAUUGUAUGAUAUGCCAAGAUUAUUUAUAAAAAAAUAUAAAUUAAAAAAAAAAUUAAUACGACACAGUUUCAUUUGUUUAGACAUAAAUAGAUGUCAGACAUUCUUUUGUAGUAAGACGUUUAAACACGUAUAGAACACCUGUCUAUCACAAGUUUAUUUAUUCCGUGGUAAGACGGACAUUUUAUUUUAUUUUAAACGAAAUUGUUAGCAAUUAUUAAAAUAAAUAACAGUAAGAA
Messenger RNA from Galleria mellonella (greater wax moth), 2873 nucleotides. RefSeq names its product caspase-1-like. Bases 168 to 1295 code for a protein of 375 amino acids. Gene Ontology annotation, biological process: proteolysis. The transcript is spliced from 6 exons. The record is from RefSeq and is a predicted model, not a curated record. NCBI's taxonomy places the organism in Eukaryota, Metazoa, Arthropoda, Insecta, Lepidoptera, Pyralidae. Gene Ontology annotation, molecular function: cysteine-type endopeptidase activity.